AUGUCUACAGCCAACUCAAUCAAGUUGCUGACUGGCAACAGUCACCCAGAGCUAGCUCAGCUCGUGGCUGACCGUCUCGGAAUUGAGCUGACUAAAAUCAUGGUCCUGCAAUACUCCAACCAAGAGACCAGUGUCACGAUCGGAGAGAGUGUUCGGGACGAAGAUGUCUUCAUUCUGCAAUCAACACGGCCUAAUGACAUCAACGAUGGUCUUAUGGAGCUCCUUAUUAUGAUCAACGCCUGCAAGACUGCCUCAGCCCGGCGCAUUACGGCUGUCAUUCCCAACUUCCCCUACGCUCGCCAGGACAAAAAGGACAAGAGCCGUGCGCCCAUCACUGCCAAGCUCAUGGCCAACAUGCUCCAGACUGCUGGUUGCAAUCACGUCAUCACUAUGGAUCUGCACGCCAGCCAGAUCCAGGGCUUCUUCAAUGUUCCUGUUGACAACCUGUACGCUGAGCCUAGCAUGCUCAAGUGGAUCCGUGAGAACCUUGACGUGAGCAACUGUGUCAUUGUCAGCCCCGAUGCUGGUGGUGCCAAACGUGCAACUGCCAUCGCCGACCGUCUUGACCUGCAAUUUGCUCUGAUUCACAAGGAACGCGCUCGCCCCAACGAGGUUUCCCGCAUGGUUCUUGUCGGCGAAGUCAAGGACAAGAUUGCUAUCAUUGUUGACGAUAUGGCCGAUACUUGCGGUACCCUUGUCAAGGCUGCUGAUACCGUGAUGCAGCAUGGGGCCAAGGAAGUCAACGCCAUCGUUGUCCACGGUAUCUUGUCCGGCAAGGCCAUCGAGAACUUGAACGGCAGCCGCCUGAACCGCCUUGUGGUCACCAAUACCGUGCCUCAUGCCGAGAAGAAAGAGCAGUGCGACAAGAUUGAGACUAUUGAUAUCUCACCUACACUGGCUGAGGCUUGCCGUCGUACUCACAACGGAGAGUCUGUGAGCUUCCUCUUCUCGCACGCCGUCGCGUAA
This is a messenger RNA of Penicillium diatomitis, 966 nucleotides long. Its product is annotated as ribose-phosphate diphosphokinase. Gene Ontology annotation, molecular function: ribose phosphate diphosphokinase activity; magnesium ion binding. The record is from RefSeq and is a predicted model, not a curated record. Gene Ontology annotation, cellular component: cytoplasm; ribose phosphate diphosphokinase complex. Bases 1 to 966 code for a protein of 321 amino acids. Gene Ontology annotation, biological process: purine nucleotide biosynthetic process; 5-phosphoribose 1-diphosphate biosynthetic process; ribonucleoside monophosphate biosynthetic process. NCBI's taxonomy places the organism in Eukaryota, Fungi, Ascomycota, Eurotiomycetes, Eurotiales, Aspergillaceae. The transcript has 4 exons.